Molecule: messenger RNA, 816 nt
Organism: Arvicanthis niloticus (Nile rat)
Lineage: Eukaryota; Metazoa; Chordata; Mammalia; Rodentia; Muridae
Source: RefSeq, a predicted model, not a curated record
GGGACAGAAUGCUGAAUGAGGAAGAGAGAGACAGUAUGUGAGAAUGACAAGCGUUUGUGGUACAGACUUCGAGGCCCAGCAAAUGCUAUGUCCACGACGGUGUGUGUGUGCGUGUGUGUGUGUGUGUGCGCGCGUGUGUGUGUGUGUGUAAAACACCAUGCUAUCGAAUGUCAACAAUGUAUGACACCAAAAGACACUGUGCCGCUAUGACAGUGAUGACAUAUGACAGUGUAGGGGGAAGCAAAACAUGAGCCACUGUGUAUCAGGAAAUUGACCAGGAAUAAAUGUGACCACACAAAGGCACCCCCUGGAAAGAAAACCACAUGGUUCUGUGUCACACUAGGCACUGGAGCGCUUGGCAGAGAGGCUGCACGAGUAUGUAGAUGUGUGAGACUCGGAGAUAGUAUGAAUGAGAACUUCAGAAGCUAAAACUGCACUUGUAGGUAACAAUGUAUACAGUUGACUCUCUAAGAUACCUGCCUGACCGUGCAAUGAUGCCAGCUCUGCAGUGAGAAAUCAUGAGUGACAGCAGUGGGCAGCCAUGUCCAACAACAUGGCCAAGAUCGCUGAGGCCCGCAAGACGGUGGAGCAGCUGAAGCUGGAGGUGAACAUCGAUCGCAUGAAGGUGUCGCAGGCGGCAGCCGAGCUUUUGGCUUUCUGCGAGACGCAUGCUAAGGAUGACCCACUGGUGACUCCUGUCCCCGCCGCCGAGAAUCCUUUCCGCGACAAGCGACUGUUUUGCACCCUGCUCUGAGCCCUCAAGACAGCUUUAUCUUCCCCGAAGAAGUAUGAAUCCAAUAAACUUGGUGACUUGGU